CCUAAGAAAUCAGCUUAACCUUUUGGUUGGCUUAAAGAGGUGUUUAAUUACAUAGCAAUGCUAGUGAUUAGUGAGUUUGUCUACCCUAAUAAAUGAGUUAUGUUGACUAAAUAAUCAUUUUCUCAAAAAAAAAAAAAUCAUAUCUAAGAAAUUUCCCCAAAUCCGCCUGAAUUGAGGCAUUCUAAAACUCCCGGCGAUACUGACAGCAAAUGGGGAGCUCGUCGGCGGCGGCGCCGCCGUGGAAACAGCUUCUUCUCAGUUCAAUUCAAGCCAAUUCCCAUCUGAAGCACCACUCCUACUUCCAGCUCGCAACUGUUUCAUCGAAUAACAGACCCUCCAACCGCACCGUUGUUUUCAGAGGGUUUCACGAUGAUGGUGAUGAGAUUCUAAUCAACACCGACACUCGUUCCCGCAAGAUAAAUGAUCUCAAGCACUGCCCUUUUGCUGAGAUAUGUUGGUACUUCACCGAAUCGUGGGAGCAGUUCCGGAUUCGUGGAGUGAUCGAUGUCGUAGAUGGAACUACUCCUGAUCCACUCAAACUUCAGCAAAGGGAGAAAUCAUGGUUUGCAUCUUCGCUUAGAUCAAGAAUGCAGUAUCUUGCUGCCUCUCCGGGACUACCUGCGAUUGCGAGCAGCGAGCAGCCUCCCUCUUUGGAUCCUUCCGUUGGCCCAGUUGCUGCAUUUGGCCUGCUCGUAUUCGACCCCCAUGAGGUUGACUAUCUGAAUUUGAAAAGCAAUGAGAGGCUGUUGUUUACUUCAGCUGCGAGUGUCGACGCACAGAAGCUCUGGACUUCGGAGAAAGUGAAUCCUUAGCCCUUCCCUUCCUAUGCAUUAUGUAAGAAUGAAUUAUUUCUGAUAGUGUAAAAAGACAUUUACUUUUCAUGAUUGUGAAGAUAUAUAAAUAAAUUUAUUACCUUUAUUAAUAAAAUUUCUUCAAUUCUACCCUUUUUUAUGAAUGUAAUAAAGAUCAAAACUUUGACAGUUUUAGGUGUGAUUGUUACUAAAAAGUUUUCUCAUGCAAGGUCAAUUUGAUACUCCCUCCGUCCCAUUAAUCUUGUCUUGUUUUUCUUUUUAGGUUGUCCCAAUAAUAUUGUCUUAUUUUUAUUCUUGAUAACGAUUUUUUACACGCACAUUUUUAUACGCUUUAACGACACUAAUUUAACUCAUCUUAAUAAUUGUGCUCAAAAAAAUGUGACAAGCUUAUUGGGACGAAGGGAGUAGUUCAGUAGAGUCUUUGUCCAAAGUGUAAGGAACUCUAAACCAAUCUUCCAAAGACAACAAAUCGAGUAGAAAACAAGAGUGAUUCAAUUGUAAUUACAAAACAGUACAUGCGUGGAUGCAACAUUCGAGAACCAAUAUUUUUUUUUAUUAUAAAUUAACAAAUAAAAAAGGAAAUUUAUAAAUCGUGUCACGAUCGACUCGAACUCAAGCCCUCUAACUUGAGCAUUAAUUACAUUAUCGCUAGGUCAAUACGCGCACACAACCAGCAGCCAUCAACCACUAUUCUACAUGGAUAAAGUUGUGUUGGGGCGCCGAGGUAUCGGCAUCGCCGCGGUGGUGGGAGGCGGCCGCCGCGGCGAGCAUGAGAGGGCGGUCCCUGGCCUCUUCGUCGUCGGAGGUGGAGAGAUUGAUGCAGGAGCACCGCUCUAGCGAAGUAAAGAACGCCGUCGCGACGCUGGCCCCGAACCAGCCCGCCACCCGCUCCAGCUUCUCGCACUUGAGGAAUCCGCCGCCGUCCUCCGCCGCCUCAUUCGAAGACAUUCUCUCUCUCUCUCUCUCUGUUGGAUUCGGAUAGAGAAAUGAAUUUGGGAGAGACUGCAGCAGAGGAAGAUAGUUUCCAGAGAAU
This is a messenger RNA of Salvia miltiorrhiza (redroot sage), 1845 nucleotides long. RefSeq names its product pyridoxine/pyridoxamine 5'-phosphate oxidase 2. Gene Ontology annotation, biological process: pyridoxine biosynthetic process. Gene Ontology annotation, molecular function: FMN binding; pyridoxamine phosphate oxidase activity. The record is from RefSeq and is a predicted model, not a curated record. Bases 210 to 812 code for a protein of 200 amino acids. Lineage: Eukaryota; Viridiplantae; Streptophyta; Magnoliopsida; Lamiales; Lamiaceae. The transcript has 7 exons.